Messenger RNA from Bufo gargarizans (Asiatic toad), 1198 nucleotides. RefSeq names its product prostaglandin reductase 2 (gene PTGR2). The record is from RefSeq and is a predicted model, not a curated record. Gene Ontology annotation, molecular function: 15-oxoprostaglandin 13-reductase [NAD(P)+] activity. NCBI's taxonomy places the organism in Eukaryota, Metazoa, Chordata, Amphibia, Anura, Bufonidae. Gene Ontology annotation, biological process: prostaglandin metabolic process.
GCUUUAAGAAGAGUCACGCAUGCGCAGUUCAGUUCUCAAGCAGGAAGCUCGGGCGCGGGGUCCCAGGUUUCUUACGUGCAAAAGUAAAGACGAAAUACGAAAAGGUGGGAGCAUGAAGGUUCAGAGAAUUGUGCUGGCAUCUAGGCCAGGAAAUGAUGGGGAGCCAGCAACCGAAAACUUCCGUCUGGAGGAAACAGAUCUCGCAGAGGAGCUCUCGGAUGGGCAAGUCAUGGCCCAAACCUUGUAUAUUUCUGUGGAUCCUUAUCUGCGUUGCCGCAUGAAUGAAGACACGGGAACAGAUUAUAUCUGUUAUAUAUUUUCGUGGAAAAUCUCGGAUGUGCUGGACAGUGGUGGUAUUGGAGUGGUGGAGCAAAGUAGACACAUCCACAUUCAACCAGGGGAUGUAGUUUCAAGCUUCCUCUGGCCCUGGCAGACAAAAUGUGUAUUGGAAGGCAAAUCUCUGACAAAGCUGGACCCUAGUCUGGUGGAUGGGCAUCUGUCACAUUUUCUGGGCGCAGUCGGGUUAACUGGUUUGACCGCGUUCCUCGGUGUGAAAGAGAAGGGUCAUGUGGUUCCUGCCGCUAAUCAGACGAUGGUUGUUAGUGGCGCUGCUGGAGCGUGUGGAUCAUUGGCCGGACAGAUUGGACGAUUCCUCGGCUGCGCUCGCGUUGUUGGAAUUUGUGGGACGGAUGAGAAAUGUUCAGUACUGACCUCAGAGUUGGGUUUUGAUGCUGCCUUGAAUUACAAGGAAAAGGUUCUUGCGGACAAGUUAAGAUCCUGCUGUCCUGACGGAGUGGAUGUGUACUUUGACAAUGUCGGCGGAGAAAUCAGCGAUGUUGUAAUCAGUCAGAUGACGAGGGACAGCCAUAUCAUUUUAUGCGGUCAGAUCUCACAAUACAAUAAGGAUGUUCCUUAUCCACCACCUCUGCCUCCUCAGACUGAGGCCACCCUGAAAGAGCGCAAUAUCACAAGGGAAAGAUUUAUGGUCUUGAACUAUGCAGAUCAACAUGAAAUGGGUGUUCAGCAGCUCAGUCAGUGGUUGAAAACCGGACAAUUGAAGGUUAAGGAGACUGUGGUUCAAGGAAUUGAGAAUACGGCAGGCGCCUUUGUGUCCAUGAUGAAAGGUGGAAAUCUAGGGAAACAGAUUGUAGAACUAUCUGGAUGAAUCCUGCACCUUAAUAAACAACUCGUACAAUCA